Molecule: messenger RNA, 2721 nt
Organism: Trichoplax adhaerens
Lineage: Eukaryota; Metazoa; Placozoa; Uniplacotomia; Trichoplacea; Trichoplacidae
Exons: 4
Coding region: 1-2721 (906 amino acids)
Cellular component (GO): early endosome
Molecular function (GO): phosphatidylinositol binding
Source: RefSeq, a predicted model, not a curated record
AUGAAGAAAAAAGACUCCACUCAUAUGUUCUUGUCUAAUGAGAAGAUACAAUCAUUAAGUAUCUUAACUAAUAUUCGCUUAAAUCGUUUCUUACAGCGUCUAUGGUCAUAUUUCUCAUGGCGUAUCUACGUUUUAAUUUUAGCUGGUUUAUUUUAUUUAUAUUCACAUGAGACGACAACUUGGUUUUUAAUCUAUACUGUGCCACCAAUACUUGGUAUAUGGACAGCAACGUUGGCACUCAAUAAUAAUAUAUCGUUACGGUUUGAAGCAUUUAUUCAAUCAUUAACUGAAUCUAAUCCAUCAAGGAGUAGUAAAAAUAGCCAUGAUAGAGAUCAUGAAAAUGAAUUUAAAUCUGUAAAAUUAAAUCCUGCGGCACAGGCGGAAUUAAAUAAGUUAAUCAAUUACAUUUGUCGUGAUUUUAUCUCAACCUGGUAUAAAAAUUUAAGUCAGAGUGAUCAUUUCGAGAAAGAAACACGUAAAAAACUAGAACAGAUAUGCAGUCGUUUAAUCGAUAGAAUUGGUAAUAUAGAUCCACAUUUAUUUAUUCAACAUUUAUGUGGGAUAUUAACUAACCAUUUUCAUAUCUAUCAUGAAUGCGUUAAGGGUUUUACUCAUCGAGCUAGCAGUAAUCGUUCUACCCCUCCCCCUACAGCUCCUCCUCUGUCUCAUCAGGAUUCUAACGAUGGGAGUAAUAGAAAAGAUCAAGAGGAACUCAUUUGGCAAUCCUAUAAAGCUCGAUGCUCUUAUCAAGGUAUUACAGCAACCCAAGAUGGUGAACAAGAUUAUAUUAGGCAUAUGGCUACAUUGCUUCUUUAUGCUCUACUAUCAAGUGAUGAAUUCAAUAGCGAUACAGUUAGAUAUUUAUUAAGAGAGAUUCUAGCGUCGCAUAUUCUUCAAUCCAUUAUUAGAUCGUUAUCUGAGCCUCGGAUUAUUAAUCGCUUAUUGGGUAAGUUAAUUGAAAGAGUAUUUACAGCUUAUGCUAGACGCCAAGCUAAGAGCGUAAAAUUAGCACAACUUCGUCAAAAGAAAAAAAAUCGACCUCCUAAUAUUACAGUAAAUCAAUCUAAUACUUUAAAUCAACCAAUUAAUUCUAAUUCAGUCCAUGAUAGUUCUGAAUACCUAUCGGAUGUAUCCAACGAUAGUAAUACGACUAAAGUAAUAAACAAACAAUCAGCUCACGGACCAGGAAAAGAUCGAAGUGAGAAACAAGGCAUAAGUAAUAAAGGAAACAAUAUUCGGCCUCGAGCUAAUACUCAUACUGCAGCAGUUCAAGUUCCUAGCCAAGGUAAUUCUUCAUUAUCUACUAAACCAAUCGACGAGGAAACAAAUUCGAUCGAAGUAUUUGCUAAUCGUAAUAAAGCAGUACACAAAAAUAAGAAUAAAUUGACAUUAAGUAAGAAACUGUUUAAGCGCGUUCAACCAAGAUUUCGACUAGGAUCCGAUGAAACGGAAAAUUCAGAAAAAGGUACAGAUGAUCAUAACGGAAAUAACACAUCAAAUAUUCAAGAUGAAAAUGAAGAAGAUGAAUUUGCUCAAAGCACGGCAACUGGGCUUGGAAAUAAUGCAAAAAGAACUCAUAAGAGCAAACGUAUAUCUAAAAUUUAUUCCUCUCUCAUCAGGGAUAGAUCAGUGCAAUCCAAUCACCGUAAAACCGCUACAUUUGAUGGAUCAUCAUCCUAUCGUUCAACUCACGCCAAUGAGAACAUUCCAUCCAAAGCAACGCGAUCACAUUCCUAUGAUGAUAUUGAUUGUGUUAAGAAAGAGAAUGAAAAUUCAUUUUUGAAAGCCUUUCACAAGAUUAAAACUAUCAGUGGAAAAGAAGAUAAUCAUCAUAAUCUAACAAAUAGUAAAGAUACAAUACUUAAUUUAGACUUUGCCGAUAAAUCAACUAAUGGUAUGAAAGAUUUAUUUAAUCCUUUACCGCAACAUCAACAAAUUAAAGAUCGCACUGGAAUACAAAUUUAUGUAACAUCUCCUGCUGGUCAUCAACGUUCUAAUGAUGAUAUCUUCCAAGAAGAAAAUCAACCCGAUGAUGUUUCAUUACAUUUUAACCCAAUUAAUAAGUUGGAAAAAUUGGGAUUUUAUAAGCCAAUCUCUAUUCCAAAGACAAUCACUGCUAAAGACAAAACUGGAAAUAAAUAUACUUUGUACUGUAUCGAGUAUUAUGAUAGCAUAUGGCGAAAUGUGGAGCAGCAUGAGGAAUCCAAGUCAAGAAAUACUUUCUCACUAAGAGCCAAAAAACGACAGAGGAUUAAAUCAGAUGAAAGCGAAAAAGUAGCUGAUCGUCAUUCUCUUUCUUUAAGCAAAAAAAAUCAAUGUAAAGAUGAUAUCGUGGAUGUUAUUGGAUCAAAAAAUACUGCUAGUAACGGUUCAUUUCCCUUCAAAGUUAAGAAAUUAUUUGACGUUCGUUUAAAACGUUCCCGUUGGCAACAUACUGGCUCGUUUGUUCUGGAUGUAGCAGACAGCGAAAAUACGGAUGAUAUCGUUUAUUCUUUAGGUCAUCGUGAAAUCCAUCAUCGUUUUAGCGAAUUUUUUGCAUUAAAUAGGCGACUACGACGGCGAUUUAGUCCUGCUGAUUUGAAAGGGCUAUCAUUAUCUGGUACGCGAUUAGUGCAUGCAUUUUCAAGAUUUGAUCCGGCCGUUAUUGAAAAUCGUCGAGAUAUGUUGGAAUGCUACUUAAAGGCAAGAUUAAUUCACUUACUGUUAUUUAGAGUAGAGUGA